AUGCCAGUGAAGGGGAAUUUCCUUGGCAGGCAAGAUCCAGCGGAUAUUGUAGUCCAGGCUGGAAUUUUGGACCUCAAUAACCCGCCCAUAUACUGCGAACUGCGCCAUGUGCGAAAAAUUGCCAUUCACGAGUCGUAUCGAUUCCUGGUCAACAAUAUAGCUUUGCUCAAGUUGGAUGUCCCUUUUGACUUUGCCAAGAGCCAGUGGCACAUCGGCGCUGUCUGUCUUCCCGCCAAGGAUCACCCGUUAAAGGGCAACGUUGUAGUCACCGGCUGGGGAGCCAUAUCACACGGCAGACCAACUUCUUCGCAUCUGCUCGCUCUAUCAGUUCCUGUAAGACCGCCUAUGAUAUGUACCCGGCAAACUCAGGAAAGUUACAAUUCCAAGAUCAUGUUCUGCGCCGCAAGCCCCGGGAGGGACUCGUGCCAGGGUGACUUCGGCGGUCCAGCCGUGCAGAAGGAAAGCGGUUCAUCCAUCCUUGUCGGCGUGGUCUCGUACGGCGCUCCCUGUGGCUUGGUUCCGGUCAUCUACACCAGGGUGUCAGCCUACACUGCCUGGAUUUAUAAGAACAUCGCCAAGUUACAGUCGUGACAGCAAGCUCUGUCUCCAAGAAAGAGCAAUACAUAUUC
Ixodes scapularis (black-legged tick) is the source of this 629-nucleotide messenger RNA. RefSeq names its product trypsin-1-like. The transcript is spliced from 5 exons. NCBI's taxonomy places the organism in Eukaryota, Metazoa, Arthropoda, Arachnida, Ixodida, Ixodidae. Bases 1 to 591 code for a protein of 196 amino acids. The record is from RefSeq and is a predicted model, not a curated record. Gene Ontology annotation, molecular function: serine-type endopeptidase activity. Gene Ontology annotation, biological process: proteolysis.